Molecule: messenger RNA, 3553 nt
Organism: Mus caroli (Ryukyu mouse)
Lineage: Eukaryota; Metazoa; Chordata; Mammalia; Rodentia; Muridae
Gene: Syt13
Product: synaptotagmin 13
Biological process (GO): synaptic vesicle endocytosis; calcium ion-regulated exocytosis of neurotransmitter
Cellular component (GO): exocytic vesicle; synaptic vesicle membrane; plasma membrane
Molecular function (GO): phosphatidylserine binding; calcium ion binding; SNARE binding
Source: RefSeq, a predicted model, not a curated record
GUCUAGAGAGCGGCUGGAGCCAGGCAGGAGCGCGAGGUGCAGGAGGCCGGCGGGAGGUGGGCGAGCCGCGGGAAGCAGGCACCAUGGUGCUGUCGGUACCUGUGAUCGCGCUGGGCGCCACGCUGGGCACUGCCACCAGCAUCCUUGCGCUGUGCGGGGUCACUUGCUUGUGCCGACACAUGCACCCCAAGAAGGGGUUGCUGCCGCGGGACCGUGAGCCAGACCCAGAGAAGGCGAGGCCCGGUGUGCUCCAGGCGGCCCAACAGUUCAACGUUAAAAAGUCCACGGAGCCUGUCCAGCCCCGACCUCUCCUUAAGUUCCCGGACAUCUAUGGUCCCCGGCCAGCCGUGACGGCCCCAGAAGUCAUCAACUACGCAGACUACACCUUGGGGACCACAGAGGAGUCUGCUGCACCUGCCAGCCCCCAGGCCCAGAGUGAUAGUCGCCUCAAGAGGCAGGUCACAGAGGAACUGUUCAUCCUUCCUCAGAACGGUGUAGUUGAGGAUGUCUGUGUCAUGGAGACCUGGAACCCAGAGAAGGCUGCCAGCUGGAACCAGGCCCCCAAACUCCACUUCCGCCUGGACUAUGACCAGAAGAAGGCUGAGUUAUUUGUGACAAGCCUGGAAGCUGUCACCAGUGACCAUGAAGGAGGCUGUGACUGUUACAUCCAAGGCAGCGUGGCUGUCAAGACCGGCUCUGUGGAGGCACAGACAGCUCUGAAGAAGCGACAGCUGCACACAACCUGGGAGGAGGGCCUGGCCCUGCCCCUGGCUGAGGAAGAGCUCCCCACAGCUACCCUGACACUCACCCUGCGCACCUGUGACCGCUUCUCCCGCCAUAGUGUGAUUGGAGAACUCCGCCUGGGCCUGGAUGGAGCAUCUGUACCCCUGGGGGCAGCACAGUGGGGUGAGCUGAAGACCACAGCAAAGGAGCCAUCUGCAGGGGCCGGGGAGGUCCUUCUGUCAAUCAGCUACCUCCCAGCAGCCAAUCGCCUCCUGGUGGUGCUGAUUAAAGCUAAGAACCUCCACUCCAACCAAUCCAAGGAGCUUCUGGGAAAGGAUGUGUCUGUCAAGGUGACCUUGAAACACCAGGCUCAGAAGCUGAAGAAGAAACAGACAAAACGGGCCAAGCACAAGAUCAACCCCGUGUGGAACGAGAUGAUCAUGUUUGAGCUACCGGAUGACUUGCUGCGGGCAUCCAGUGUGGAGCUGGAGGUGCUGGGCCAGGGCGAGGAGGGGCCGAGCUGCGAGCUGGGCCACUGCAGCCUAGGCCUGCAUGCCUCGGGCUCUGAGCGCAGCCACUGGGAGGAGAUGCUAAAAAACCCACGCCGGCAGAUCGCCAUGUGGCACCAACUGCACCUGUAGUCAGCCGCCUGCCACCGGCCACUGACCAUCUUUCUUGGACACAGUCAUCUUCCAGGCUCAGCUGUCAGUCAUCCCUCGUGCUCUGUCCACAUGCCUAUACCCAAAGACAGAUGCAGACGUGUUGGCUGAGGCCAAGACCUCAUCCCUCUCUUACUGUAUUCCCAAUACUGAAAAGUGAGCGGUGGCGCCAGGACAGUGCGUGGGAUUGGCACUCAGAAGACAGCAUCAUACUCAUCUGUGUUGUGGAAAAAGAUGUGUGCCAGGUACCCUCAGUAGGCAGCCCCUGCUCACAUUGAUCUGAAGCAGCGGUUCUUAACCUGUGUAUCACGACCCUCUAUCUCCAAAAAAUAUUUACAUUAUGAUUCAUAACAGUAGCAAAAUUACAGUUACAAAGUAGCAGUGAGAACAAUGCUGUGGUUGGAGAUCACCAAAACACAAGAAACUUUCUUAUAGGGUCACAGCACUAGGAAGGUUGAGAAUCACUGGCUGGCCAGCAGGUCUCUGGGCCACUGGGGGGGGGGGGGCAUGCCACACUGAUGUUCCGGGUGGAAUACACAAGGCUUCUGUCCUUAGCUAGCACAGGGGUUCUGGAGCAGAGUAGGAGGGGCUGCGCUUGAUAAGAUCCCUUCUCCCCUAUCCAGGCAGCCUUUCCACGUGAUCUCCGGGGGCCCAGCACCAGGACAGUGUGAAGGCAGGAACUCUCUGCUUACUUUAUUUCUCCUUUUUUAUGUUUCUGCUGUUCGUAUUCCACUCUCGAGCUACAUUGUGUGUUUUGACUGUUUUAUUUAAGGGGUUGGAGUGGGUAGUGUUUGUUUUUUUAUCACACGUAGAGUGCCCGUCCCCUGGCAAGCCUAGGUUGCCACUCCUCUGGAGUGUCUGUGGCAUUCUGAGGACAGCUGUCAUGUCACACACACACACACACACACACACACACACACACCCGCUGACUCCGUGUGACAGACCUGUCCUUCUCAGUAUGCCCGUACUUCAGGACGAAGUAGCUCUGAGCUUGGCUUGUUCCAUCUGGCUAUGUAAACGAGGAGGUAGAUGAACUUUAAAGAGGAAACGUGGUCUCUUGAUAACAUGCCUCCCUCCAGUUUGGGGGACAUGCCCCUUUAACUUGGAAAUAACAAAAAGCUAGGUUUGAUUGCCCCUGUUGAUAUUUCCAAUAGAUGCCCCACUAGGAAUCAAAUAAGUAGCUAGCUGCAGGGGUAGAUACUUGUGAGCCAGAAUUCGAGUUGUCAGUACUUCCUUGCUCCACAGCGCCUCAGUGUGGCCACCUAUAGCACAGCACCAAUGUCAUGGGAGCUUGCCAGUCCAGCUUCAGGAGGUAAGCAAGAGGCAUCUUAGUGGGCAUCAAUUGUUACUGGUCACUUGGUGGCACUUCCUGGCUCCUCCGUUGGCUGUGCUUCUUCUCCAUAACCGCCUCUGUAAAUUGCUCCGAGAUGUUAGAUUGGUGAACCAAAAACUUUCAGUCACCUUUGACGUCAGCUUAAUCUGUUUCCAGCCAUGCCUGUAAGUCACCUCCGCAUCAGCUUGGGAAGGAACCUAUCUAUGUCUUUGCCAGGGAGUGAUUUCUGGAAAGAGGUGGAAAUAAAGUGAGAGGCCAUUCCAGGCUGGGCUACUGCUGGGAGGUUAGGAGUUCACCCCAGUCCUCUGUGAAUCCUCUCCCAAAGACAGCUAGGCAUCUAUUUGUUGAGUGUUUGUCCACCAGGACCGUGCAUGUGUCUGCCCAUUCUUAUUAGAGAAGGCUCUGGGGGGCGAAACAUCAGAUAAGAGGAGUCCGGGACUGCUGUUCAGGCCGGCAGCUCUCAGAUGUAAAGGGGCCCCGGGGAAGGGGCAGUGUCUGGCCUGAACUGAGGUGGGAGGAGUCUUUGGAGGAGAAAGUUCGUCCUGUGCAGUGCUUCUGCCCUUGCUGUUUCCUGUUGUUAGAUGCUGCGUGUUCGUGAUGCCAUCCCACAUAAAAGCACAAAAAGUCGCAUGAGACAUCGUGGUCACAUGUCUGGUUACACUUUGGAGCACAAAAUCUUACAGUGGUAAAUAAAUUGUUUUCCAAUGGGGUUGGCAGCCCAGUGUUUCUCUUUGUUCCUUUUCAUUAAUAUUUUAGAUGUAUAAAGUUCAGAAAAAAAAAUCUCGUGUAUCAAGCACCCAUGAACCUCUGCCAACUUCAAUAAACCUUGACGACCACA